This is a messenger RNA of Vitrella brassicaformis, 2688 nucleotides long. Lineage: Eukaryota; Vitrellaceae. The record is from the annotation of a GenBank genome assembly.
CUGGACACUGCAUGUGUGGCGAGGAUGGAGAGGAUCCGGCUGCGGGAUGGACAGUGGGCAUCAGCGGGUCGGUGGCUUGAGGAGGUCUGCUGAUGGCGAAACUACACUGCUCACGUCAAGAAGAGGUAAGGGAGAGGGCGGGAAGACACAACAAAGAGGAACCGCAACCGUGGCUUCGCUUUUUUCGUGUUUGCCUGCAGGAGGAUGUAGAUGGGAUGUUGGUUGAGGACGAUGAUGAUGGCGAUGAAUGCCCACUGCCGAAUCAUGGACAGCAGGUGCGCAGGCACUGACAAACCACUCCAUCUGCUUCGCUUUCCACACAAAUUCAACGAAAUACAUGGGCCGUCUGUGUGUGGUGCUUCGUUGCUUUUGCAGUCGUCACUUCCCCUGUGGACUGUCCCGUCCGACACCAUCUCGACCUUCCUCAGCCCCCUCCUGGGCACCCAAUACAUCAUCGGCACCCUCUCACUCAUCCGCAAGGCCUUCCACACCAUCGCUCCUGAGCCGUCCACCCACCUCUGCGUCCACAUCCAGACUGCCAAGGCCAUCAACCUGACCGACACGCAGCUCAGCGUAUGGCUCACCCGACUAAGCAAGACCAAGCGCGCCGUGCUGCUCUGCCCGGUGACGGAGAGCAUGGUGCUUCUGGUGGAGGGCACGAGCAACACCUUGACCUACCUCGAGAUGGACCAUUCGGCAUCAGAGCGGCACGGCACGCCCAGGCUGCUGUCAGUGCGUCAAGGGGCGUCUCUGGUGGAGUUCCCGGUGCUGGAGGAGGCGCGUGUGGGCGGCGACUGGGCGCAGGCGGCGCCACGCAAGCGAUGGGCACUGAGGUAGGCGACAAGGCCAGCGAAUGAUACACCCAGCAGAACAGUUCUCAUGUGUGUGUGGUGUUGUUGAUUGUGCGGCUUUGCGGGUCGCUCGUGUCAUUGAGCGUUCGCGACUGCCGAUUGCUGGCCCCCGUGAUCGGUUUCGGUGUGUGGUGGCGUUCAUUCGCGCCAGCCCUGCGGUCGCUCGAGUACGACGAUGAUGGGUGCUCGAGCACCCAUCCGUACCCCCACAGCACGCUCCCGCUGCAGGAGCUUCUGCCGGUCACCACAUCUGUGCCUGACCUGAGCGCCCUCAAGUGAGGAGCACGAUAGAACCGAAACACGCGCGUGUAUGUGUAUCCCUUCAUUCUUCUCUCUCAGGCGCCUUCGCUUCACCAGUGAGCGGUCGUGCUUCACCCACGGAGGAGGCACACGGCUGCUGGCUCAGCGCAGCCUCAGGCUGGAGGAGGUCGACAUUGCAUUGAACUCUCUGUCGACCGACUUACUCAAGGUAGCAUUCUCUUUCACACACACAAGCAGACGGCACACGCACACAUUCGCCAGGACACACCUCUGUCUGUCUGUCUGUCUGUGUGUUUGUUUGUUUGUCUCUGUACAUGUGUGUGGCGUGCAGGCCAUAGAUGGGUUUCGCAAGUCUUGCCUCGCCCCCAACGCCAUCGAGAACUGGAGCAGAAGCGACUUUCACUUCGACCUGAGUUCGCUGUUCGACUCAUCGGACAUGUCUGACGAGGUCCUUCGUAGCUGUGCGGGCACCAUCAAGAUCCUAGCUUCGGCAGCUACCUGGGCUGUCAUGAGGACUCAGCUCACUGGCACACAGGUGUUCCAUCUCGCACUCUAUGGCCUCAUCCCGUCACUCGUGUUUUCGCGAACACGCACUCUGUGGCUGUGCCGGCGCGCUAAUGCUGGCCACGCCGGCGUUUUGCCACUGCCUGACGUGGUGUUGUCGAAUGUGGCUCGCCUUUUCCCCUCGGUGACGCACACAGAUGUGUUUGGUGCUGACAUGUCCGAUGCGCUCGUGCAGAGGGUGCUGGGGCAGCUCCCGACGCUCGAGACAUUGCGCUGUCCGGCCUCAGACACGUUUGACACGGACGUGGGGGAUUUGGGAUGGGCGAGGCAAGGCUUGAGGUUCUCACUGCAUCAGACAGAGCAUCAGGGCAGGCCGAUCGCUGAGAGAGUUCGUGAGGCCACCACGACCAUGGAUUGGGAGGAAAGUGAGACAGAGAGCUUCGUCUUAGCGUGUGACCGACUCGUAGACAGAUGUGUGCGAGCGAUUCGUCGGUUUUGUCGCAUCGAUCGGCUUGUCGUCAAUGUGAGUGAUCCGUUUGAGGAGAGCCAGGAGGGGGGGACAUGAUCGUAGCCACAAUGCAGGAGUGCAUGGUGAGUCGGCCUGGCACAGCCGGUGCCAGCCGCCGACUCCCUUGUCACCUCCUGCUGCGUGAGCUUGGCUUCGAGAUGGUCGAAUUAGCGAGAUUAGAUAACCUCUGUCGGAUGGAGGUGCGGCGGAUGGGCCUGCCCAUCUCCUCACAGAAGCGCAUCUCCUCACAGAAGCGCAUCACUGACUACUUCUCUGUGGCCAACCAGUGAGACAGACAUCGGCUGAAGGGCACAGCACAGCAUAGCACAGAUAUGGGGCUGGGGUGCACAGGCGGGGCGGGCAGUGGCCUUUACUUCCUCACGCGUGUCAAUCCUUUCUGCGGCCUUUUCUGCAUGUGCGUGUGUGGGCGGUCGGCGCCUCACCCAUCAGCAGCUGGCCAGCUGCAGGUGGGUGAUUCGUUGGCACACCCGCAGGGCCAUGCAAAAGAGGCCGCUGCCGUGUGAAUAUAUGGGUGUGCGGUUGAGACUCUUCAUCAUGUGCGAG